This is a messenger RNA of Cuscuta epithymum, 2409 nucleotides long. The record is from the annotation of a GenBank genome assembly. Lineage: Eukaryota; Viridiplantae; Streptophyta; Magnoliopsida; Solanales; Convolvulaceae.
CAAGGAUCAUCAUAAUGAAGAGCUAGAAGAUCCUUAAAUAAAAGGAAAGUAUUUCAAAUAAUAUCAAGGCAAGUUCCUCAAACAUCUAAAGAGAGAAGAGUCUCAACGGAUCCAUUCCUAGCAGUCUAUAUAAUCGAGAUCGAGAAGAAGAAGAAUGUGUGCUGAACCGAGAAAAAUACUUAGAAGAAUCAUUCAAGAAAAGGAUCAAGUCCUUGGCGCCUGAAACUGCCCGCUCGGAGUUCUAGAUAGAGUUUCUCUUUUCCCUUUCAUAUUGUACUUGGAUUAUUGAGGCUUAAUUGGCUAGAGUAGCUGCCUCGGGUUAAGUGUGUGUGAGAGCUUUGCGACAAAGCUGAGAGGCUCUCUACCCGCAAGGUAGAGAUGCAUAACUCUUCCUAGAGAGGAUAGAGUUGGGGAGGCUCAAGGGUAGAUUAGGAGAAUCACUCUUGUAACUCUUUCAAAGGCUUGUUUAGUGAAGUUGUUUAAAAUUCCUCCGAGGGAGGUCGAGGUUUUUUAAUCCCUUUGAGCCAAGGGAUUUUUCCUCGUUAAAUUCUUGUGCACUUUACUAUUUUGCAAUUCCCUUUAUCCCACACUAGAACUCGGCGAAAAACUGCCACGGUUCCACACACACACAAUUCACCCCCCCUCUUGUGUUGCUAACCGUUUUCAUCAAAUUUGAAGUUUAAAAAUUAAAAUUUCCACAAUACGAAAUUUAAAAUUACUCCAUAUUAUAUCCUUAAAAAAUAUAAAAAGUUAAAAAAUAGUACGACAAAUGCAAUAAAAUGAAUUUAUUAACAUCCUUAAAAAAAGUCAAAAAAAAAAACACUAAACUUUAAAUUUUCAAAAUAAAUUAUGUUCCAUCAUGUAAACUUGCCUAAAAGUUUAACAUGUUACCUUUAAGAACAAUUUAUUUUAGAGUUAUACAAAAUUUAUUUAUAAAAUUACCACCCUCAUAUUAAAUUUACACACAGUUUAAUAUGAUAUACACAUUUUCAAUUGAUAAAAUUAUAAAUCACACUAACAGUUAAAAAUAUAAAAUAAUACGUAGUAUAUUUUAGAUGAGCAAUGAACAAUUGACCUCGCGUCCCCGCCCAAACUAUGUGCCCUUAACUGAAGCUGAGCGCAACAAUGAAAAUGCGCUUUGGGUGACGCCUCACAUGGUUGCAAACGAUCAAGAUGUGUUGGACCAAAUCAAACUGAUAAUUGGAGGACACUUUCUUGGGAACUGGGCAACAUAUAUGGAAGUUGACCCCAAGGUUCGUGAACUUUGGUGGAACCUGUUCAAGGGCCGGUUUCGAUGGACUGAAGCCCAAGGUCCCGCUAUUCUUAAAGCGUAUAACGCUAGGAUUUCAAACUGGCUUCGUCCUACUUUUAGGCGUGCCCGAGCGAGCGGGGUAAAGCCUGGAUGGUGUUCGGAUGAGGUGUGGGCUAACCUCGUCUGUCACUGGUCUUCUGAUCCGAACUUCUUGGCAAGAAGUCAAUCCAGUAAGAAAAACCGGAUGUCCGAGAAGGCCUUAGAAACCCAAUGGCACGGGGGCCGCAAACCUCAGAGUAAACAUAAAGAGGAUCUUGCGGGGCCUGAGAAGAAGAAGGUCUCAAUUCUCAAGGUCAUUAAGCACUGCUGGACGAAGCACGGCGAUGAGUCCGAUGCCGAUCUGCCACCCCGCCUCGCUGAAAUCGAAACAAAGUAUAACACAAAUGUUGAGAAGAAGCGGGCGGAAUUAGGCUUGACUCGGGAGGAUGAGAUUGAUUCUGAUAUGUAAGAUGAAGCCAUCGUUGAGGCAGCUGGGGUCUACAAAGGCCGGGUUCCGUGCAUGGGGGCCGAGGGGCAACAGAUUUUGUACGACCACAGCGGCGCUUCAUCUUCUCGAUCAAGGCGCGGAGAGGAUCCACGUAUCGCUCAAUUGCAGCGGGAGUUGGAGGAGCAACGCAAAAAGGACGAAGAAACAAGAGCCCGGCUGGAAGCGAUGGAACGGAUCCUCAGCGCCGGAAUUCAGAAUCAGCCUCAGCCUCAGCCGUAUAUACUGCACCCCGAGCAGACUCCUCAAGUUCCGCAGAUGGGCGGUUAUUUCCGUUCCAACUCUGCUUCCGGGUUGCCUUCAUAUGGUUCUUUUUAGGAUAUCAAUUUUCAUAACCUGUUUCAAACAUCUGGAGGCAGCCAAGCAGGAGGCAGUUGCGGAGGUGGCAGUCGCGGAGGGGGCAGUCGCGGAGGGGGCAGUCGCGGUGGCAACCGAGAAGGCCAAGGUGGAAGCAACCGAGAAGAUGAGACCGAAGAAGAUUAUCUAUAUGAUGAUUAUAGAUAUUAUCAUAAUGGUAGUCGGAGGAGCUUGUAAACGAUAUACAUUUUUAAUUGAACAUUGUUUAUUUACUAUAUUUGUAUUAUGUUUAUUAUUACUUUUAUUUCAGUCUGUU